This is a messenger RNA of Penicillium cosmopolitanum, 426 nucleotides long. RefSeq lists its product as uncharacterized. The record is from RefSeq and is a predicted model, not a curated record. NCBI's taxonomy places the organism in Eukaryota, Fungi, Ascomycota, Eurotiomycetes, Eurotiales, Aspergillaceae. Bases 1 to 426 code for a protein of 141 amino acids. The transcript has a single exon.
AUGGGCGUGACGUCGAACUCAUCACCCGCAAUGACUCCUUCGUAUCACGGGCAGUCCAAUCCGAGCUUUGCACAGCCCCCGUACACCCCAAGUUCUACAUCUUCCACGAACUAUCCUGGAUUUCCACAAAUGCCAACAAAUUACACGCCAAGCAUGAACCCUCUGCAGCAGACAAGCCAUCUGCAGAAACAGCAAGCCCGGGAAUCGGAUCGUCUGAAUUCGAAUCGCCCGGCACCUCCUUCGGGGACUCAGUUCCCUACAACUGACGGGACUGCGGACUUGGUUGAAAUUAUCGACUUGUCUACUCCUCGCGGAACAGCAUCCCCCGUUGCCCAACCCGCUGAUGAAGGGGAUGCGGUAAUGUGCACGAGUGAGGACGAAGAGUAUGAACCCCCACCAGCAAACCUCUCGGUAUUGGGUCAGUGA